Messenger RNA from Neohortaea acidophila, 888 nucleotides. Its product is annotated as histidine phosphatase superfamily. The transcript has 3 exons. Gene Ontology annotation, cellular component: cytoplasm. Gene Ontology annotation, molecular function: phosphatase activity. Bases 1 to 888 code for a protein of 295 amino acids. The record is from RefSeq and is a predicted model, not a curated record. Lineage: Eukaryota; Fungi; Ascomycota; Dothideomycetes; Mycosphaerellales; Teratosphaeriaceae.
AUGGGGAGCAUUCCGGCUCGAAAAUACAGCUUCGAGAGUGUGAAGGGUUUCUUCCUGCAAGACGACCCAGCUACGAAUCAAACGGAUUUCCAUUACGAAGCGGUGAACUUUGGCCUGAUAGAUCGCGCUUACGAUACGGACACGCCAGGCGACGCAGACUUGACUCAAUGGCAGCGGUUUGCAGCAUAUGUUCGCCACCUCAUCGAGACAAGCCCAGCGGACACUACCUACAAGCUCAUCUACAACGGUCGGCAUGGCGAGGGCUAUCACAAUGUCGGCGAAGCCAAAUAUGGCACUCAAGCCUGGAAUGAUUAUUGGUCGAAGCUCGACGGCGACGGCGAACUGUACUGGUUUGAUGCGCAUCUGACGGCAAAGGGGACGCAGCAGGCACUGCACAACCAUGCCUUUUUGAAGCGCCAAUUCGCCCAAGAAAAAAUGCCUGCGCCGCAGAAGUAUUACUCCAGCCCGUUGUAUAGGUGCCUGCAGACGGCAAACCUCACGUACCUGCACCUCGAUGUGCCUGUCGACGCGCCUUUCACACCAACCAUCAAAGAAAUGAUGCGUGAGGUCAUGGGCGAGCACACUUGCGACAAACGGAGCAGUAAGGCCGUCAUUCAUAAGGCUGUGCCGAGCUGGAACAUCGAAACCGGCUUCACGGAGGAGGAUGAGCUCUGGCGGCCCGAUCAUCGGGAGACAUUUGCCGAGCAUGAUGCUCGCACGCACGCACUGCUCGAGGACAUCUUUGAGCAUGACUCGCACGCCGUACUAUCCUUCACCAGCCACUCUGGAGCGAUAGCCAGCUUGUUGCGCGUGAUGGGGCAUCGAGAAUUCGGACUCCCUACGGGUGCGCUGAUCCCGCUUUUAGUCAGAGCUACCAGGACACAGUGA